This is a messenger RNA of Penicillium nucicola, 1104 nucleotides long. RefSeq lists its product as uncharacterized. The record is from RefSeq and is a predicted model, not a curated record. NCBI's taxonomy places the organism in Eukaryota, Fungi, Ascomycota, Eurotiomycetes, Eurotiales, Aspergillaceae. Bases 1 to 1104 code for a protein of 367 amino acids. The transcript has 4 exons.
AUGAUAGCCACUGGGAACUUUGGUCCUGCGCCUCCUGGCAUUGAUAUCUCUGAAAAUCAGCAAGCUCGUAUGCUAGGCGCGGUCGUCUCGCUGAUGAUAAUUGGAACUUUGGCGGUCAUUCUGCGCUUGUAUACCCGGGCAAAGACUUCUCAGACGAAUUUUGGAUUGGAUGAUUUUCUUAUUCUUGUUUCACUGCUUUUUGCCUAUGGGACAGCUGCAUGUGUGAUAAUUAGUCUGAAGUAUAAGAAUGGCUGGCAUCAACAAGCCCUUACAGACUCCGAGUUCACAGUGCUCUGGAAGCUCCUUCUUGCACACGUUUUCAUUUAUUCGACCACUAUCACGUUGACAAAAUGUUCCAUCAUGAUGUUCUAUCGACGAAUCCUCAACAUUCAAUGGUCGUUGUACAUCUCCAUGUGUAUCAUUCUCGGAUAUUUUGUUGCAGUGAUUAUCACAAUGUCUGUCGCUUGUCGCCCAUUGUCACACUUUUGGGAGCAAUAUACUUAUCCAGAGGCUGAGGGGGCCUGCAUUAAUGUUUCCCAAUUCUUUUUGUUCAACGGAAUUGCCGCCGUGAUCAUCGAUGUGAUGAUUCUUUGUGUUCCGGCUCCUAUUAUUUGGAAGUUGAAAAUGCCUCGUACCCAGCGACUUGCUGUGAUAAGCAUCCUACUUCUAGGAGGCUUCGUCUGUGUGGCCGGAAUCGUUCGUGUCAUAUUCCUUCACAAGAAUAUUCACUCUGAUGAUCCAUCAUGGACCAUUGCGCCCGUAUUCAUGUGGUCUUGUGUUGAGCCUUUUAUCGGAAUCUUGUGUGCCUGUCUCCCCACAAUCUCGCCCAUGUUCCGUCGAUGGUGGAGCGCUCUUGGGGUGAAGAAAUCAGAUGCAAGAAAUAAGGAGGAUUACCAUGGAACGGCUGGGUCUAGGACUCAUCGCUCUAGGCAACAAUACCCCGAAGAUAAUGAAGAUGAAGAGCAUCAUGGUGAUGAAGUCCAGCUGACUAGUUUCCCUGGCUGGCCAUUGAACUUAUUGCGGGGAAAGGAUAGCAGAGAUGAUGUUGCGGCGUCGCGAUCUAGGAUUCAAGUCAAAGAGGAGGUGACUAUUUCGUGGAAUUAG